ACUAGCAGCAGUAGUAGCCCAAAUAAUUACAAAAAACCAGAGAACAAAAGUCUUUAUACCCUUUUAUUGGUUUGAUUAUUGGAGAGAGAUAAAAAAGAAAAAGAGAAGAACCCCAAACCACCCACUUCUCACUCACUUUCCAGUUUCCAAGAACUAAAAAGAAAAUAACAAUAAUAAACACAUUACAUAAAAGUAUUUUCUUAAGCCCCUCAUACUGGCUCAUAGUGAUCAUGAUGCUUGUUGAACUAGUCUUUUUCAUUACAAGUAUGUGUUAGUUUCACUACUAUAAAGAUAUUAAAAAGAAAAAAAAAACACAUACAUGUAUGAUAUAUAUUCUCCUUUCAUUCUCCUUUUUCUGUCUCUGCAAAAGUCAAUUUAUUAUGUUUUGUGUUACUAGUUUAUUAAUUAUCAUUAAUUAAUUAAUUAAUUUACAGCUAGCAGUAGUAGCAGUGUUUCUGAUCUUGCUGCAUAUCUUCCUAUCAGUUUCUAUAUCAGAGUAGUAAUUGCAUAUACUUGUGUGUAGUCUCUCUCUUUUUCUGCAAAUCUUCUUUGUUCUGAAAGGAAUUACAGUGACCCCACAUACCAUUUCUAUUCACAGACUUGUUAGAUCUUCUCAGAUCUUGUAUCUUUUUUCAACCCUAUAUUCAGAUUUGGAUUUUGGAAAAUAUAAAUUUUGUUUUAAAUGAAAUAAAAAAGUUUUUGUAAAUAAAAAUAUUAGCAGUUGUGGCUACUAGCAGGAGUAGUAGGCUGCCUUCGGAUUCAGGUGGUUUUGGAGAUUGGAUUACUAAUUCUUCUUCAUCAUCAGCUCUUAGACCUUCAGAUCAAGAUCUUUCUUUGGGUUUCAAUGCUAGUCCCGCCACUGCUGGCGGGACAACGUCUGUCGGGAUGUGGUCUGCAUCGUCCACAUCCCGGCAGAUCAACUACGGCCUACCCGAAAUGGGAAUAUUAGGUCUUCGUGAUCAUGUGUAUGUGGUGGCCGAUCAUCACGGCCACCACUCACACUCAAAUGUGUCCGUCGCCAACGCUAGUGCGGCUGCGACAGCACUUGGCGUUGGCGUCAUUCCACUUCUUACCGCAACUCCUCUUCUUAACAACAUUGAAGAGGAUAUGUUAAACACUCGCAAAAAUAGUAACAACAACAACAAUAAUAAUUAUAGCAUUCAGUUUUGGCAGCAACAUCCAAAUUAUUUGAACAAACCCAUGAUUUCGGAUCACGGGUUUCUUCAAGGUGGUGGUGGUGGUGGGGGGUCGACGUCAUCAACAUCAGGAUCCACAUUAACAUGUCAAGAUUGUGGAAACCAAGCGAAAAAAGAUUGUACACAUAGAAGAUGUAGGACUUGUUGUAAAAGUAGAGGGUUUGAUUGUGCAACACAUGUGAAAAGCACAUGGGUACCCGCUGCUCGCCGGCGUGAAAGGCAACAAGUAACAACACCCACUAAUAAUGGUAAUGGAGCCACCACGGUGUCAUCUGCUUCUACUUCUGGUCCUAAGAAGCCUCGUCUCACUUCUCAUACAACCACCACUUCUCACACUUCUACUUCAAACAACACUCCUCCUCGAAGUUUUGAUACUAGUUCUAGUCAUCAUCAUCAAGAUGCAAGUUUCAAGGAAACAUUGCCGGGACAAGUACGAGCCCCGGCAGUGUUCAAAUGUGUGCGAGUGACGGCGGUGGAAGACGGUGAAGACGAGUACGCAUACCAAGCAAGUGCGACGAUUGGCGGACAUAUAUUCAAAGGUUUCCUAUACGAUCAAGGAGUUCAGACAAGAGAUCAUACAAACUACCCAAAUUUUUCGGAAUUGCAUCUUGGUAGUAGUAGUAGUGGAAGGAAUGUGGGAGUCCUUGAACAAUCUGGUAAUGUUUAUGCAUCUUCAUCCGGUGGAUUUCUUACGGGUACAACUUAUGGUGGUGCUAACCAAAUAAAUUGAUACACUUUAAUUUGCUUAUUAUUGUUGCAAAACAAAAGUUAAUAAUUAUUAUUGUCCAAAAAACAUUCACGGAAAUUGAUUGGGCUGCGUGGCAUUGUGUAGUCCAAUCAAAUUAUUGGCAUUAGGGUUUAUCAUCUAUUGGAGACUUUGAAUGUUGCCCUAAAAUCCGCUCUCAUUGUACUCCCAACGAUUUUUUUUCGUGUGAUACACUCUCACUUUUGUCUACAAAAUGCAAUAAUUUUUCUAGUUAAA
This is a messenger RNA of Erigeron canadensis, 2178 nucleotides long. RefSeq names its product protein LATERAL ROOT PRIMORDIUM 1. Gene Ontology annotation, molecular function: DNA-binding transcription factor activity; DNA binding. The coding region runs from base 886 to 1926 and encodes 346 amino acids. The record is from RefSeq and is a predicted model, not a curated record. Gene Ontology annotation, cellular component: nucleus. NCBI's taxonomy places the organism in Eukaryota, Viridiplantae, Streptophyta, Magnoliopsida, Asterales, Asteraceae. The transcript is spliced from 2 exons. Gene Ontology annotation, biological process: positive regulation of DNA-templated transcription.